UUUAAUUUAAUGAUGAUUUUAAAAAUCAUCUAAAGAUGUGAAGAAAUGAGUGUGAAAAAGUGAAAGUACGUGUAACAUUAUUUAAAAAGCAAAGCAUUACUCUUCUCCUUUCUUUCUCCCUCCUCCCUUUCUUCCGGGGAAACAAUCAUAAACCCUACGAUACAAGCUAUAAAAUGAGCAUCACUGAACACUCUCAAUAGAAAGAUUGUCUCUCUCUCCACAGAAAAACAACAAGACUUGCAAGAUUUAACCAUGGAUGGAUCUGAGUCGCCAUACUCGAAAGACGAUAACUUUGAGAGAGUGACAUCAGCAUCAACCUCUACAACGACGACGACAAGCGUGCACGUGACCGCCCUGGACGGCAUCGUCACCGCGAACUCGCUCUUCACCAUCGCCGUCUUCGUGGGGCUCUCCCUAGACACCCCUGACCAGAAUAGCAUGGAGAACAACACGGCCUGCGACGUCGGCAUCGACAUGUUCAGGAACCUGGUAGUCUUCGAGGUUGUCUCCUUCAGCUUCUUCCUCUACUCCUCCCUUGUCGCCCAGGGCCUGAAGCUGGCAAUCAACCUGCUCAAUAGCAACGAAGUCAACGAGGCCUUCCGCGCCCAGAUCAACAAAAAAGUCCUCAGGCUCGGCAUGAUGGCCUCCGCCAUCGGCUCCGUCAUGGGCUGCUUGUUCCUCAUGCUGUCCAUAGUCAACGUCAUCCAAAUCCGGUUGGGGUUAUUGUCGUGCGGGAGUAAAUCCGCUAUCCAUGCGGUGGCGGCAUUGCUUAUCUUGGUUUCCUCCGCUCUUUUACUUUAUAUUUAUACUUCCUUUUAUGCUUUUUUGCACUGAUUUUGAAAUCUCUCUCUGUGUAUGAAGACUCGUUAAGGACAACUGAAUAAAUGAACACCGGCUGUGACAAAAUAAAUUGUAUGCUACAUUGAUAUAUU
Messenger RNA from Alnus glutinosa, 932 nucleotides. RefSeq lists its product as uncharacterized. The transcript has 2 exons. NCBI's taxonomy places the organism in Eukaryota, Viridiplantae, Streptophyta, Magnoliopsida, Fagales, Betulaceae. The record is from RefSeq and is a predicted model, not a curated record. The coding region runs from base 253 to 834 and encodes 193 amino acids.